CUCGUCCGUAUACUUCAUAUCGUUCGCCUCUGUCACACUCAUAGUUGCAACGACGAUGGAAUCACCAACAAGAUCUGGUGGGCGCAUGAAGCGAAAGCUAUCCAAUGAUCAGGAAAGGGACGAUGAAGCCAACCGUCCAACAGCCGGAAUGAAGCGGCCUCGUGAUGGUUCGCUGGAGAGGCCACCGUCUCUCCGCGACGCUCCCGGCGCUUUAGACGCGGACAGCGGCAGUUCAGCUGGAUCUCCAGUCUCUUUGAGAGCAAAAGAUAACGAACCUCAUGCGAAAAGUCACGCGACUGAAGUAGGAAAAACUGGUGACGAAACCACCAGUGGCAUCCCCCAGGAAGUGGCGGCGCCUCCUGUACAUGAAGCAGAAGACCAGAAUGCUGCGUCCGAGGCAACUGCUGAAGGCGCCAAGAAUGAGAAGGAAGCUGUGGUAGUUAAUGACACAUCUAUCAAACACGAUGAACAUACCCCAAUGGACACGGCUCCAGUGGCAUCUGGGCGCAAUCCUGACGCUGCCACCAGCUCCGUUUCCAGCCCUUCUAAAACCGGAAAGCCGUCUGCCCCUACCGUUGAAGAGGAGAAAUCAGCUACCAAGCCCUUUGUUAAUGGCUUUGCCGCAUGGAAGCAGGGAGGCCUUGGCAAGUUCACGCCUUACUCGUUCGGUGCCUCUCCCACAAGUCCUCCGUCUGCGUUCGGUGGUGCUGGUGUCACCGCCCUUGGAAGUACAUCUACGCACGCCUUCGAGAGUGGAUCAUCAACGAGCGUCUUCACAUCUCCCCCAAUGUCUCCACCACCCUCCACCGAUAUCAAUCCGCUAGCAGGAAAGAUUUCUACGACGUCAAAGAAUGGCUUUGAGGGGUUUGCAGCCAGAAAUCCUUUGAACUUCUUGGCAAAAAGUCCCAUGGGCGAGAACAUUGACACGCUGCCCAAGAUCAAUGCUUUCAAAGGCUUCGCACCACGCAGCUUUGGUGCAACAUCAGGACUACCACCAUCCGGUGGAAGUAAUAGCAUUUUCGGCCAACCAAAUGCGUCACCUUUUUACGACAGCUCGGUGACGCCUCAUGAGAACGUACUGCCGUCAGCGUUAAGCCCGCCUGCCGAUCCGUUUAGCUACGUGCCGGAGAAGGAGGCGGACGUGUUCGGGCGCAAACGUGAGGGUACCCCUCAACCGGAACCCACACUCAAAGGCGAUCGCAUUGUUGGCGAGGGGGAAGAAGACGAGGAUACAAUAGUCAAAGGGCGCGCUGCUCUAUUCUAUAAGGUCAAAGACAACCCAUUCCAGAAGCGCGGCGCUGGCUGGGUGAAGCUGAAUGUGAACCGUUAUGAUGGAAGGGCUCGUCUGAUCAUGCGCCUUGAUGGAACUUUGAGAGUUGCCAUGAAUGAAGGCUUGUAUCGCGACCAGUCAUUUAUUCCAGACAAUGGAGGUCAGAUUAUUAGAUUUGGGGUCAUUGAUAGCGACGGGGAGCAAACACACUAUGCGCUGAAGCUCGGGAAUACUGAAAGUGGUCAAAAUUUCCUUGAUCACAUUCAUAACGUGCUUCCUCGACAAGCUUCCAAGUUCUCUGCAACGGCCGCCGUUACCUCCAAAGACGCUCACGCAGACCUCCCAACGAAGAAUGGCACCAAAGUGGCGACUGAAGCCGCCAACGUUUCCCAGCCCGAUGCCGAGGCAC
Messenger RNA from Dacryopinax primogenitus, 1679 nucleotides. RefSeq lists its product as uncharacterized. The transcript is spliced from 6 exons. NCBI's taxonomy places the organism in Eukaryota, Fungi, Basidiomycota, Dacrymycetes, Dacrymycetales, Dacrymycetaceae. The record is from RefSeq and is a predicted model, not a curated record. The annotation marks the transcript as partial.